CGGGCCCAGUUCCGGACGUUCCGUCCUUCCAAAUCUGGAAACCAGAACAGCCUUAUAAUAUGCCGAUGGAGUGGAAUGCAAGAUCGGGACGGGAUCCCCAUUGUAUUCUCCAGCCUCUCCCACCCCCGUUCCCGACAGUUUGGUGAUGGAGGUGCUGAC
Neurospora tetrasperma FGSC 2508 is the source of this 159-nucleotide messenger RNA. RefSeq lists its product as uncharacterized. The annotation marks the transcript as partial. The record is from RefSeq and is a predicted model, not a curated record. Lineage: Eukaryota; Fungi; Ascomycota; Sordariomycetes; Sordariales; Sordariaceae. The transcript has a single exon.